GGGGAAUGGUGCGCUUGUGGGACCGUGCCUCAGAUGGAAGAUCCCGCGAACAGGCUCCAUCAGGCUGAAAGCUCCUAUGGCAGAAGAGACGCUGCAGUGGUGGCUAGGCUGAAGCGUUUCUGGUGCGUCUAGGAGGUUUUUUUUGUUUAAGCUUCCAGGAAAUGACUGAGCUGUCAAUGCGCGUGGCGCAGGGCUGAACGAUCUAUCCGAAAGCGGUAUAUCUUGCGAAGGGAUGAUUUGGCGAGUCUCGCUUCCGACGUACAACGGUACAGUGUUACCGUUGUAGAGCCCAACUUGAAGAGACGGCAGGCAGCCUUGCAUUCCAGGUGGUAACCACUGUACUACACAGUACUGCAAAGAGUAGUCUCCAGCACUGCACUUGAUUCCCAAGUGCGCUGCCAUACCGUUUGCAGCGGAUGGAGUACGUUGGAUCAUGUUCGCCCGAAACACAUAUCCUGUAUAACUGAAUGCCAGCCAGUGUCGAUGCUCACCUAAAGGACUACCGAUGGAUUCUCUUUUUUGCGACUCAGGUGCUUCAUACGAGUUCGUUGCACAUCAAAACGUCGAUACAGGCAUGAAUUCAACAUGCCAAUAUGCAUCACCUGCAGCACUCCGGUGAAAAACCUGUACACCGUCUACAGCAAGGCCGACGACCGCACGCUGGGGAAAGGAGUCCGCCUGACUCAAUGUCCCAAUUGUAAGCGCUUCGCCGACAAGUACGUCGAGCAUGAUUUUGUGGUUCUGUUCAUCGAUCUCGUCUUGAUCAAGCCUCAGGUCUAUCGCCAUUUAUUGUUCAACAGACUUGGUCGCGCUGACGACAAGUUCGACCCGAGCAUUCUGCGACUGGGCAUUCUGCUCAUUUUGUUCGAUGUCUAUAUUACAUGGGCAAGGAUUGAGAGGACGAGCGCCGCUACUGGGGGCGGCGGGAGCGGCUCCCAGCUCGCCGAGAUGCCUAUCCUUACGCAGUAUCUCUUCUUCCUGACCAUGAACGUCCUGGCUACAGUUGCUCAACAUGCUGUCAUUCGGAUGCUAGCACGAGUCCUUCUCUCCUACGUUCAGAAGAAGGAAGACAAUAUCGACACCAAAUCCCCAGUCUCGGCUUCAGCUUCAGCUUCAGCUUCGUCUUCUUCGACUCCGGACGAUAGAGAGAGAGCAGGAAACUGGUCCGUGACCACAAACUAUGCCAGCCCUAGCGCAAUUAGUACCGCAUUGCUGGUGUCAAGCUGCACAAAAUUGUUCCCGAUACUGCUUGUCAUCUGGCCGACCGAGGCCAAAGACGGGGAAUCAUUCGGGUUUCCGUUAAGGGCGAGGAACUACGUCGGGUGGGCCGUCCUCCUCAACAACAUCGAGGCGCUAUUAGUUCUGCUGAACUGUGGCUAUCUCGUCGCAACUGGUCUGGCUGUGUCUGGGGUACUGGCAAGGUGGAUAGUGGAAAGUUGCUUCUUGAGUAUCCUAGGCUUGAGUAGGGAUGCUGGUCCCCUGGGCGACCUUCUUGCAACCUAUCGAUACCUCCGACAGUGGCUUCCUGGAGGAUGAUUGUACCCAGAAGAAACGAAAGGUAGUUAACUUCCGCAUCAGUCGAUGAUCAAAGGAACACCGUUACCUGUCUCGC
Molecule: messenger RNA, 1612 nt
Organism: Exophiala dermatitidis NIH/UT8656
Lineage: Eukaryota; Fungi; Ascomycota; Eurotiomycetes; Chaetothyriales; Herpotrichiellaceae
Exons: 2
Coding region: 586-1536 (316 amino acids)
Biological process (GO): sterol metabolic process; regulation of plasma membrane sterol distribution; intracellular sterol transport
Cellular component (GO): cortical endoplasmic reticulum; Golgi apparatus
Source: RefSeq, a predicted model, not a curated record